CGUCUCGCUGGGAGCGCCUCUGAAAUUAUUUGCAUUUGAAGCACAGAGUGAUUCACUUUUGUUUGCCUCCUGCUGCUCUCGGCUACAGGUUGCAGCAACGGCUCAUCCUCUGACGGGCCGGUCCCCAGGACCCGGACUCUCCGGGGGCGUCUCUGAGGAGUAGCCUUGCGGCCCCAACAAUCUGUAGAGCAAAUGGAGGAGAGCGUUUUCUUUACGCUAGAAUCACGUAAAAUCCAGUUUUGAUUGUAUGCGAUGUAUUAGCCAGACGCGCCACCUGUAAAUGCAGAUUUAACUUUUUUGCAAGCCAAAAAAGAAAGAGUUGGACUACAAUGGUUGGAAAGAUUCCAUAGGAAGGAGGGAAUGUUUAGGAGAAAAAAGAAAAGGAAUAAUUUCCCCCAACAUCUCUGAAAGUGUGCAUUAUUGACUAUGCAAAGUAUUGGUCCUUGAGAUGAGAAUAUUCUAAUGCUGCACCUCACGGCUAUUAGAUUUGUUUGCCUCUAUUAUAACAGCAACAUCUGAGGCUGAGCUUUGUGUGGAAGACGUGGCCUGGUCAGGAGAGUAGGCGCUGCCCUCGUUGCAAUCACAUCCAUCCACUUCAGCUAUUUCCCAUCUCUAAAGUUGGGAAGCAAAUAUGUCACUUACUCUCAGUAAGGAAGAAAAUGAUGAUAACGACUUAACAUCACUUAUUCUAAGUAAGGGAGAAAAUGAUAAGGAGAACAACUUGCGGUAUAUGUCACUUACUCUAGGUGCAAGAGAAAACAACAGGGAAGACAAGUUUGAAGAUGCCUAUGAAAUUAUUCCUGCGGCCACAACAAUGAAUCUAUUAUCUUCCCUAGAAGAAUGUACAACUGCAUUGUACUUAUUUCUAAAUAACAGAUUCUCAGAAGCCAUAAAUCUCAUUUAUCCCUGGUCAAAAAACAGCAUCUACCACGCUCUAAUGUAUGGUAUCCUGAUGGUUGUUAAGGCUAUCUUGACUUUUGAGCCACACGAUAUCCAUCUUGGAAUGACUGCUGCAAAGGACGCUUUGAAAACCUGUAACAACUUCCGAAGAAAAUCUCGGAUGAUGAGUUUUUCUCGUGCAGUGAGUAAACAGGGAAUAAAGGCAAUCAAAGAAGAGGAAUUGCACGCAGAAGUCUGCUAUGCUGAGUGUUUGAUCUUGAAAUCCACUGUAACAUUUAUACAGGAUGACAGUAUGCUUAGUUAUCUUAAAAAUGGAUUCAGUGCUGGGUCAAGCUACCAAAUAUACAAAAACUGUCAACAAGUAUUAACACAGAUGCCUAACAAUGAAAGCAAAACCUAUAGACAACUGGCUGGUGGAAUAAAAUUUGGACUUGGAGCAUUCAACUUGUUGUUAUCACUUGUGCCACCAAAGAUUCUUAAACUACUCAAUAUUGUUGGAUAUUCUGGUGAUAGAGACAUAGGUUUGACUUUGCUUCGUGAGAGUGCAUCUGAAUCCCAUAUUAAUAAUAUCUUAAGUGUUUUGACUCUACUCUUUUACCACAAUUAUAUCUACGUUGCUUUUGGUAUUGAAAAGAGUCACCAUUCAGCUGUAGAGGAUCUCUUCCAAAUCUACCUCCAGAAAUUUCCAAACUGUGUCAUACUCAAAUUUUUUCAUGCACGGUUUAGUAUCCUGAAAGGAAAUUUUGAAAAUGCAAUGUUAAAAUUACAGGAGUGCAUUUGUACUCAGAAUGAAUGGAGGCAGGUUCAUCACCUCUGUUACUGGGAACUCAUGUGGUGCAACAUUUUUCUGCAAGAUUGGAAGCAGGCUUAUCACUAUGCUACUCUCCUGUUUCAACAUAGCAGGUGGUCCAAGGCACUAUAUUCAUAUAGUAAGGCUAUUCUACUGAUCUUGCUUCCUUCUGAUUUUGCGAAAUUGGUAAAUGAGGAUGUGAACUCUCUCUUCUUAAAAGUGGACACCCUUAGAGUCAAAUUUUUAGGAACUUCCGUGCCAAUAGAAAAGUUUGUUGCUGAAAAGGGUCAGCGCUAUGGUGCUUCUUUAGGCUGGUAUACAGCACAGCCCAUUCUGGAAUUCAUGUAUGCCUGGAGUGGUUUCCGAGUCAUGAGCAAAAAACUAGACCUUGUCUCAAGCUGGCUGUCAAUAAUUGACAAAGGAGAAGAACUUUUACGAGAAAAUCCAAAUAAUGAAUAUGGCACCGAUGACAUAAGUUUGUUAAACUUCCUGAAAGGUCUGUGCCUGAAGUACUUAGGCAAAUGUUCAAUGGCUGAGCAGUACUUUCAUCGUGUCAUUCAAAAGGAGAAAUUGUUAAAAUGGGAUCACUAUUUGAUACCAUAUACUUACUAUGAACUGGGAAUUCUAUACUAUCUAAAAGGAGAUUAUACCAGUGCAACAAAAAACCUAGACAAUAUAAAAAACUACAAAGACUAUUCCAUGGAAACUCGACUCCAGUUUAGGGCUCACAUAGCCCUUGAACAAAUAGACAAAGAAAAGUGAUUUAGAUGCAAAGUAUGGUUUUGUUUAUUGUGAAUGAAGUAUCUACAAUCAGCAAGCUAAUAGGUAGAAAAGUAAUUUCUUUGCAGAAGAAAUCCAAGAAGAAACAUCUGUUAAGAAUCUGACUAAUAACAAAUAAGCAAGGAAUUGGCCAUGACUUUUCCCUCUUUCCUUGUCCAUAUCUAUAAAUGGAAUGUCUUAGACUGGCAAAUGGAGUGGUGCACAUUCUUGAAAAAGAAAAUGCAUGUGAUGUAUAUUGUAGAAUAUGCUCUCUCUUUUAUGUUAUGAAUUUGUCAAUUACAUUAGAUAACAUUUUCCAAAACUCUAUUAUUUUUUAACUUCUCGCUAGAUAAUGUAUACAACGGCAAGUGAAAAAGGGACAAUAACUACACUAGGCAUGUAGUGUCUUGUAAGUGUGUUGAUUUAAAUGGUAAAAGAAAGAAAAAAAGACUGACAUUACUAAAAUUACUGACAUUUUAAAUUAUGAUGCACUGAAUAGCAGAUUCAUAGAAUAGUUUUUCUAUUAUAUACAAUGUUUAUUUGUUCUUUAUACCUAAGAUGUUUUUCACGUUGUGAUCAGUGGUAUAUUUUACCUUUUGUCAUUAGGAAGCCAAAUAUGGCUCUCUAAUUUACCAUAGGAUAAAGGAGAUCCCCCCCCACCGCCCUGCUUCCACACAACACAUACUUAUAAACCCUUUCAAUAUAAUUCGAGAAGGCCGGUCAAGUGGAUGGGGAAAAAAAGGAUAGACUGCUGGAAGAGUUUGGUUACCGCACAGCCCUCCCUUCAGUUGCCCUCCCUUCAGUUGCCCUCCCUAAGGUGUAAUUCCUAUUAAGACCAGCUCUUCAACAUAAUUAAACCAUUGGCAUCUAUCCUGUUGCCCUUGUUAGUGAGUUAAUCUGAGAGUAAACAGCAGCUGUAGGCCUGGGGUUCAGUAUUCUUUUACCUCCUUAAGGGAUAAAACCAGUCCACACCAUUGCCUGCUAAGAGUAUCUUCCUUGCAGUCACAACUGGAAAUAGAAGUUGCUAGGAAAGUUUGAUUUGCUAAAACACAUGAGUGAAACACACCUUAAAGCUCUGCAUGUUCAGUCAACCAAUAGAAGCACAGUAAGGAACUAACAGUUCAGAUUUAGAACUGCUUGCUUUGAAAAACAUGUUCCCUGUAAGUUGAAAAUAGACUUUUAGGUGAAUUGUACUUGAGUCAUUCCCCAUUAUUUAAUUAGUAUGAUAUAGUGGUUAGAGGGCAGGCUUUGACCUGAUUGCCUGGAUUUGUAUCCUAGCUCAGUUACCAACUAUGUGGCCUUGGGCCUUUGUGCCUCAGUUUCCUUAGCUAUAAAAUAGGGAUAGUAGUUUCUAAGGUGUGAUUUU
This is a messenger RNA of Talpa occidentalis (Iberian mole), 3815 nucleotides long. Its product is annotated as tetratricopeptide repeat protein 39B-like. The record is from RefSeq and is a predicted model, not a curated record. Gene Ontology annotation, molecular function: protein binding. The coding region runs from base 632 to 2452 and encodes 606 amino acids. Gene Ontology annotation, biological process: regulation of cholesterol metabolic process; negative regulation of cholesterol storage; cholesterol homeostasis. Lineage: Eukaryota; Metazoa; Chordata; Mammalia; Eulipotyphla; Talpidae. The transcript has 3 exons.